AUGAGUGUAACUGGUCAUCACCAUCAGCUUGUUUUUACUGUAAACCAUGUAAUAAACUUUUAUGCGCUGAAUGUAGCGGACAUUUUUCCAUGUCAACUAAAAGCUGUUCAUGAUGCUAAACAUGAUGCUAAACUUGAAAUUAAUGAACAAACUGAUCGAGUUAGAAAAAGCCAUUCACAAUUUGAAAAUUAUUUACGUCAUCUGGUAAAGUAUGGUCAAGAACUCACUGAAACAGAAUUGAAUACAACCAACCAAAUUCAAAGUAGAGCAAAACAAUUAAAAGAAGAAAUUGAUCAAAUAGCUAAUAAACUAAUCAGUCAACUUGACCAACAAAUUGAUAGUGAAACGAAAUUAAUUGACGAUUGUGCAGGGUUCUUAUAUCCGUUAAUUGUCCAAUGUGAAGUAGCCUGUCGAUAUGCUGAUGCACUGAAAGAUUUUGGAAGGCCAGAAGAGUUACUUUUCUGUUUUGAUCAAGUGAAUGAACAAUUGAAUUAUUUAGGACAAAAGAAAAUUGAAUAUUUAGAAGCACGAAUCAAACCCUAUUUCAAAAUUGGCAAUUAUAAAUAUAGUGAAAAUGAAACAGAAACAAAUAGUCAUCUAUUCAAUUCAUCAUAUUUAUUUGGAAGUAUUGAAUAUGAAAAAAUUGUAGAAGAAUUUGUUAAAAAUGAAUUGACCAGUUGUUUAGCUGGGAAUCAACAAAAUGAACUUAAAUUAGAACUUGGUAAUAUGUGCUUAAAUCAUGAUCAAGUGUCAAUUGGUGUCAAUACUAGUCCACGAGAUCUGGCAAUAUUAAAUAAUUUUCAUGGGAAUAAUCGAUUUGGUAAUCACAAUAAUAAUAAUAAUAGUGAAUUUCACCCAAUUAAUUUAGAUGAUCAUUAUCUAUCAUCAGUAAAUGGUUAUAUGUCUACUGACAGGAAAUAUAAAUCACAGAUUAAAGAACAUGCCAAUUCAUCUAAAUAUGAAGUGUUAAAUGAAUUAGAAUUUGAUGCAAGAGUCAGUACUGAUUUACGUGAUGUUUGGCCUACUGGAUUAGCUGUAAAUCAAUCCAAUGGAGAUAUUUAUGUUGUGGAUCGAGAUAAUUCUAGAAUCAAGCUUUUUACCCAUGAUGGAACAUUUAUUUCAAGUUUAGGUGAUACCGGUGAAAUGAGUGAUCGACUUGUAAGUCCAUUUGACAUUACAAUAUCAUCCAGUCGAGGGACUAUAUUUGUAUCAGAUUAUCAACUAGAUGAGAUUCGCCUAUUCAGCUUUGAUGGACGUUCACAGGGUACAUUAACAAAAGAUAAACUUAAACAUCCACGUGGUGUAUGCUAUGGUAUUGGAUUGUUAGCUGUUGUUGAGAGUCGACGUCAUCAUAUUAGUCUUUAUGAUAUACGUUGUGAUUCUAAUUCACCUGUACGUCAAAUACCAUUUGAUAGAGGUGGUUUAGGAUUAUCUGGAGAAGAUAAUUCAAAUAAAUUUGUUUUCAAUAGUCGAACUGUAUUAACUGAACCUUAUUAUGUUGAAUUUAUUGAAGAUAGUGGAGGAUGUAUAUGUGUUACUGAUUGGGCUGCUCCAAGCGUGAAGUUGUACUCACUGACGAAUGGUUCUUUCUUAUCUUCUAUUGGUGGUUAUGGUACAACGAAUGAUAAUAUUUUACAACCUUACGGAAUAUGCUAUGCUUCAUGGAUUAAAUCAUUUCUAAUCUCAGAUCAUGUUAAUCAUCGUAUACAAUCAUGUCAAAUUAAACAUAUAAAUGAAAAUGAUAUUCAUCUAUUCAAUGAUUUCAAUAGAUCAACAAAACAAAUCAAUGAAUGGAAUGAUAUCGGUGUGAAUGAACAUAAAUUUACUUCGACUAG
This is a messenger RNA of Schistosoma turkestanicum, 1835 nucleotides long. NCBI's taxonomy places the organism in Eukaryota, Metazoa, Platyhelminthes, Trematoda, Strigeidida, Schistosomatidae. The record is from the annotation of a GenBank genome assembly.